GGCGGCGGCCGGAGCAGAGGCGGGCGGCGGCGGCGGCGGCGCUCCUCCGAGCUACGGGUCUUCGGCUCGCCUCCGCGGGGAGAACGCGCUUUCCGUCAAGCCUCGCCUCGGCGCUCCGGACGCUUCCCGUAGGGACCAUGCGCGGCCGCGAGGUCCCGCUCGUCCUGCUGGCGCUGGUCCUCUGCCUAGUGUCCCGGGGAUCGGCCGCCCCGGUGACGGCUGGCCGAGCAACCGCGCUGGCCAAGAUGUACACGCGCGGCAACCACUGGGCGGUCGGACACUUAAUGGGAAAAAAAAGAGCAGAUUCCCCACAACUUCAGGAGGAGGAGAGCCUGAAGGAACAGCUGAGGGAGUACGUCCAGUGGGAAGAAGCAACAAAGACCUUGCUAAGCCUCCUACAAGCAAAGGCGGCCCAAGGCCACCAGCCACCUCCACAGGAGCCCCUGAGCUUUCACCAGCCUGCCUGGGAUUCAGAGGACGUCAGCAACUUCAAAGACGCAGGUUCUCAGCAUGAAGGAAUGAACCCCCAGCUGAACUGACAAUGACGAUAGCCGCCUCCCUCAAAGAAGCAAAACAAAACCCUUAAGAAACUGCGUUCUAUGGGCAUCAGUUCUACUGGAUCAUCAACAAAUUUCCUUUGUGCAAAAUACUUAACUAUUCUUGUACCUUUCAACUUUGACUAAAGUCAUGAUUUUCAAGCAGCA
Cervus elaphus (red deer) is the source of this 704-nucleotide messenger RNA. It is a transcript of the gene GRP, whose product is annotated as gastrin releasing peptide. Lineage: Eukaryota; Metazoa; Chordata; Mammalia; Artiodactyla; Cervidae. Gene Ontology annotation, molecular function: neuropeptide hormone activity. The transcript has 3 exons. The record is from RefSeq and is a predicted model, not a curated record. Gene Ontology annotation, biological process: neuropeptide signaling pathway. The coding region runs from base 138 to 539 and encodes 133 amino acids.